Messenger RNA from Fomitiporia mediterranea MF3/22, 1493 nucleotides. Its product is annotated as xylitol dehydrogenase. The record is from RefSeq and is a predicted model, not a curated record. Gene Ontology annotation, molecular function: zinc ion binding; L-iditol 2-dehydrogenase (NAD+) activity. Bases 202 to 1338 code for a protein of 378 amino acids. The transcript has 11 exons. Lineage: Eukaryota; Fungi; Basidiomycota; Agaricomycetes; Hymenochaetales; Hymenochaetaceae. Gene Ontology annotation, biological process: D-sorbitol catabolic process.
CAAGCUUCGACCCGAAUCCCGCCACUGGACCUGUUCCUUCUAUGUUAAGACACCUAGAGUUUGCGUUAGCACGAAGCUAACCAGGGUCAGCUGGUGCAUGAUGCAUAAAACGUGGAAAUUCUACCACGGGUCACACUCCUUACCUACUGAUCGCUUCCGUCUUGUUGCGAUAACGUUGUAUCCUACUUUCGUUGAGGGAAUAUGUCUGACAACAAAGCUUUCAUAUUGAACGGGCCUUUGGAUGCUACAUUUGGACAGAGACCGAUACCUGAGCUUGACCCCGAUGAAGUGCUCAUAGCAGUGAAGAAGACUGGUAUAUGCGGGUCUGAUAUGCAUAACUACGUCGAAGGACGUAUCGGAGCUAAUACCGCCACUCAACCGUUCGUACUUGGACACGAGGCGUCUGGAGUAAUCGAGAAAAUUGGGGCGAGAGUGAAAAAUGUGAAGGUUGGCGAUCGUGUUGCGAUGGAGCCAGGCGUGACAUGUCGCAAGUGUUGGGAUUGCAAGAAUGGCAAAUACCAACUUUGUCAACACGUCAUAUUUGCAUCCUCUUGCCCUGUUGAUGGAACACUCAAGCGCUACCAUAAGCUCCCGUCAGAUUUAACAUACAAACUUCCUGACCAUCUUACACUUGAGGAUGGUGCAAUGAUCGAGCCGUUGUCAGUCGCUGUUCACGCCGUAUCUGCUACAGCUCAUGUUCGUGCCGGUCAAAAUGUCGUUGUCUUUGGUGCGGGCCCUGUCGGUCUUCUAUGCAUGGCUGUUGCGCGAGCUCUCGGCGCGCAUCGCGUCAUCGGUGUCGAUAUUGUUCCUACACGACUUGAGUUUGCGCUAAACUAUGCCGCAACAGAGACCUUCUUAGCGCCGCCGCGCUCCGGUGAAAGCGCAAUAGAGUAUUCUAAGAAGACAGCGGAGAUGAUGAAGAACGCACUUGGAGUGGAAGAAAGGGGACCUAAUAGCAUCAACGUAGCUCUUGAUGCGACAGGCGCGGAGACGUGCAUCCAAGUAGCGCUUUUAGCGGUCAGAGCUGGCGGUACAGUAGUACAGGUCGGUUUCGGAGCACAGGAAGUCCAAAUCCCUAUUACGGCGCUUCUAGUAAAAGAGAUCACGUUCAAAGGCUCCAUCUGUUACGGUCCCGGUGAUUAUACACUCGCAAUGGCUCUCGCGUCAUCAAGGAAAGUCGAUCUCAAACCGCUCGUGACCCAUAGAUUCAAGUUCGAGGAUGCUAUUGCUGCUUUUGAAACGACUCGUGCUGGAAGAAGCAUUGAUUCGAAUGGACAAAUCACGAAUGUCAUCAAGACGAUCAUCUCUGGGCCAGAUGUCGACCCCGCAGCGCCUUGAAUCAAAUGAACAGAUGUGAAACAUAGGGCCAACGUGGCUCGUCCUCUCGUUGUCCCGCUGUGAUUUAAACUACGCCCUGUUCUGACCAUCAGAUUUACUGGAUCUUUUUUACCGUUAGUGUAUGAGUAAGGAUUGGGAGCUGUAUUACCAGACGA